Messenger RNA from Pungitius pungitius (ninespine stickleback), 831 nucleotides. Its product is annotated as histone H2A. Gene Ontology annotation, biological process: heterochromatin formation. Gene Ontology annotation, molecular function: protein heterodimerization activity; DNA binding; structural constituent of chromatin. The coding region runs from base 303 to 689 and encodes 128 amino acids. The transcript has a single exon. NCBI's taxonomy places the organism in Eukaryota, Metazoa, Chordata, Actinopteri, Perciformes, Gasterosteidae. The record is from RefSeq and is a predicted model, not a curated record. Gene Ontology annotation, cellular component: chromatin; nucleosome.
AUAUCAAAAAAAUAUGUAAAGACUUUUGUGGAGGUGACGCAGAUUCCGACCUGCGGUGACUGAUUGGUGGAGGACUCCUCUUGAAGCUCAGGCCCGACUCUACAAGCAAGUCUCCGCUUCUCAUUGGUGGAAAAUGAUUUCAAACUGUGCGCCAAAAUUUUGGGCUGGCGCCCUGUGUGCUCGUGCAUGAAGCCUCUUCUCUGGUUGGUGCGCAUGUCAGGAGCCGUCCCGCCCGCUCCGCGGACAUAUAAUAGUAGGUUUGGCUUGUCAAGCCGCACUUCCUUCUGCAGAAUUAUCCAACCAUGAGCGGCAGAGGCAAAACCGGUGGCAAAGCCAGAGCGAAGGCCAAGACCCGCUCCUCUCGUGCUGGUCUCCAGUUCCCAGUCGGUCGCGUCCACAGACAUCUGCGCAAAGGCAACUAUGCGCAGCGUGUCGGCGCAGGAGCCCCCGUCUACCUGGCGGCUGUGCUGGAGUAUCUGACCGCUGAGAUCCUGGAGCUGGCUGGAAACGCUGCCCGCGACAAUAAGAAGACUCGCAUCAUCCCGCGUCACCUACAGCUGGCUGUCCGCAACGACGAGGAGCUCAACAAACUGCUGGGCGGAGUGACCAUCGCUCAGGGCGGCGUGCUGCCCAACAUCCAGGCUGUGCUUCUGCCCAAGAAGACCGAGAAGCCCGCCAAGUCAAAGUAGACAUGGCGCCCGCCAUUUAGACCACAAAGGCUCUUUUAAGAGCCACCCAAUCACACGGAAAGAGCUCUGAUCCAUAUGCGUCGAGUAAAAUCAUGUAAAACAUGCAACAACUUAUUAAAGUACAAUGCUUGGCAGUAAUACA